GUACUGUCUGACCAACGAGCUGGCGGCACUGCAGAGGCGUGUCGACUUGUGUAGUGGAUGGCUGCCUCUGGGGGAAUCGGAAUAUCGGGCCUAAUUAAGAGACUAAUUAUGUUGGCUGGGUAAUAGCGCGUGGAAAAUAUGGCGGUUUUGUCCUUACCGGCCGUCGCAGAUCUUUUCUCAUCACUUUCCUCGCCUUUAGUUAAAAUCCUAUAUCCGAUUAUAGACUAAUACGCGCAAGAGAAAGGGCAAAUGAAGUAGGCAGUUAAUCAGAUACGGCCAUACUAUUACAUAUCAAGCCAUCAAUCGUGACCACAAGCUGAGUAGAUUUGAUGAGAACCUAAUCGGCCGACAAGAAAAGAAGAAGAAGAGCGCCUGUUCGAGGAACAAUAGCUUGACUUCUCCAUCUCGACGAGGUCAUGUCCAGUAACCUUCGUAUACUCACGAAUAUACUGACAGUCUUCCACUUUCAUACUCACCGCACGUCUACGUAUGCUAACACGAGUUGGUCCGAGCUCCACCAGAUACAGUACACGUUGCCUCGUUGACUGAUUCCACAACGGACACAAAGCAACGAACGGGAAGCUAUUGACAUUAUGAACACUCCCGCCUCUUCACGACAAACACACUCUUUUUUCCAUCCAGCCAUGAUAAAACCACAGAGUCGUAAAUCAUGGUUCAGCUUCGCACGGCAAAACCCCGAAACUAUAAAAGCCGAAAAGGCUUCCGCUGUCAGCCCCGCAGAAUUACUACCUCCUGCUGCCGCGUCUGAUGGUGUUCCCAACAGCAGCAGCAACCGCCUCUCAGUAUACAACUCUGAUCCGCAAGGAUAUCUUCGACCCAUCCAAUUCGAGCCCAAUCGCAUAGCUACGCUAUACGUCUCUCCUUCCGAAGUUAACCUUUACCUUGCGGCCAUGUCCCAGCUCGAUCAAAGUCCACCACCUUUACCCCUCUGGACUGAUCCUGCGCCUGAGCUCCCGCGGCUCAACCCGACAGAUCCACUCGACGUUCCUCGCUUGCCUAGCACAUACACCAUUACGAGACCUACAUUCGGAUUAGACUUUUGGACUGAUAGUCUGUACAAUCCAAAACCGCUUCCUGGUGGUGUGUAUGAUCCACCUUCUUCCACUGGGUUACUUGUGCGCGAUGAGUUUAGAAGUUACUCUGUUCCGAAGAGUGCGAACCAUGCGAUCAUCGCGCUCACCCCUCCUGGAGAGAUAAGGUUUACGAAUUUCCCGCCAAGUGCACUACUGGCUCUUGAUAAUGUCAUCAGAGACCAGUGGCCUCAUGGCAUCGUGAAGAGAAGCCUAGGAGUGGUAGAGCUGAAGGAGAGGGAUGAGAAAGAUAAGAUCGUUUGGACGGUCAAUCUGGAGGGGAAGGUCUGGAAGAGAAAGGGUAACGAGGAGCUUCACACAAUCCGCCUUGUGUUGGGCAUACUCAAAGUGUUAGGAAUACAUGGGUGGACUUUGGUCGAGAGCAUUCAAGCUGGUGGAUCCAAGAAGGAUACCCAUGACCUAUUGUUUUCCUACUCUCUCAAAACGAUUCGCGGCCCACCCGCAUUCUUUGCCCUCUCAAUCCCGCUACCCGACCGUCUCUCCCUCAUCAAUCCUCCAUUCAAAUCCACCCCUGCUCUCAUUUCCGCCCUCCGCACAUCCAUCAUCUCCGCCUCCCCGCUCAAGUUGAAACAAUCAUCCAAUGGGAUCAUAGACCCAAAUUCCACUGAUGCCGAGCUGCUCAAAGCUGCGGAGCAGGGAAAGAAGAAAGGGAAGGUUAAUUGGCAAGGGUAUGACCCCAGAGGAGUCAAGUUGGAAGGGUGGGUGCACGAUGGAGUGUACAGGUUUUGGGUUGAUGGGAUGAGGAGGUGGGUGGGAGGGGGAUUGAGGAGGAAGACCGUAGAAAAUAUUCACCCCAUGCUAGUCAUCAACAUCGUCAACAAUCUCACAGCCAACCAUUUCGAGCUUGCGGGAUCAGUGCCUCUUCUCCCAUUCACAAAAGGCCGAGACGUUCUAGUCUUCCAAUCUCUCCCUUCUUCCGGGCUGACCGCUCAAGACUCUUAUGAUACCAAACAGUAUAAGUACAAUGAAGCCGCCCACCCUGGCGGGCCCACAACUGCCGGGACACAAGGUGAAAAAGCAAGGACGAGUACUAGACCUCCGCGCCCACCGGCCGCGACGGCAAUGACUCGUCUCCGUCGAUUAUCAGACCUCACACUUCGUCGCCACUCAUCUAACGGGGAAUCGCCUAACCGCUGUGUCCGCGCCGCUCCCAGCUCGGGAGCUGGUAUCAACACACAGGAGGGAACACCCAAGGCGAAAAACGUGCUUCUCAAGAAGAAUUCGACCAGGCGGAAGAACGUGCUGAACAUGCCUGCUAGCACUGCUGAUAAUCAUGUGGGAAAUGGGCAAAGUAAGAGAGCAUCGGCACCGAGUUUUGUGCCUUCUCGAGGACACGUGCAAGGUUCAGAUGAUGCGGCAGGUUUUGCACAAGGUGACGCGCAUUUAAGGGUGAUGAACUCCACGAGCCAAGAUAGGAAUAACUGGUCAUUUGUCGAACAUCCUACCGUGCUCAAUCAAGAAGGCCGUGCUCCACCUAUUGGAAUCAGUCGCAUUUUUCCCACAGAAAGCUUGUGGAACGCGCCUCUUGCACUCUGUCAUAAUACCAACCGAGAUCCCAUUCAGUUUGGUACUACACAGCUUUUUGUUCCCCGUGGGACAGGCCAUGCACCCGACCCCAACUUAUCUCAAGAUAGCGGUGAUUCCAUGUAUAUUGACCCGCCAGUCGCGGGGGAGAAAGAUCGUUGUCCAAGUUUGGAUAAUGUCCGCAUCCCCCAGGCGAACGUCUACUCUUCCACUACCACAGGGAUAGGCGGUUUCCACGAUUUUGUUUCCUCUGAUAUCACGCAACCCUUUCGUCUUGGACACCCUAUGGGUACACCUUCCCCUUCUAUCCAGUCUCGCCCCAAAAUAAGCCACACCAUAGUGCCCGCUCCUCAAUUUACUUCUUUACCUGUGAACAACCCUAACGGCGCUGCUACCAUGAAAGAUCGCGGCUCCCCUAAACGUAACAGGCCGGCGGUGGUCGUCCCUGAUAUGACAGGUAUUGGGAGGGUAGAUAGUAUGCAUGGAAGUGUGGGGUGGAAUGGGAGUGCGUUGUCGAGGGGCAGUGGAGAUCAUCAACCUCAUCAUUCGUCGUUGAAUAACGAACAGAGUGGACCUGGGAGAGAGUCGCAACAGGGUUCGGUAGUGAUGUUGGUGAAUGCGCAGGGUUAUGGUGGGAGUUUGCAAUUCCCAGGCAGUCCAACGAGCCCUACAACUCAGGCUGAAAAGGUAGGAAGUGCAAGGACAAAGGUGAAUGUAGGACCGAGACAUUGGGAAACGUAGGAAUGCGUGAAAAGGUUAAAUAGAUAGAUUGGCGCUACUCGAAGGAUCGAAUCAUUGCGAGGUUUCGGUGUCCAGAUUCCGAAUACUAUUUUGUGUGCUACAAUCUUUGUUUAUAGUUAUGCAUUAUGCUGUGAA
Messenger RNA from Cryptococcus deneoformans JEC21, 3512 nucleotides. RefSeq lists its product as hypothetical. Lineage: Eukaryota; Fungi; Basidiomycota; Tremellomycetes; Tremellales; Cryptococcaceae. The record is from RefSeq and is a predicted model, not a curated record. The coding region runs from base 594 to 3377 and encodes 927 amino acids. The transcript is spliced from 6 exons.